AAAGAAUAUCAUUCAUAAAGCGUCUGAUUAUCUAAAAUUCCACGUGUGCAUACAUAUUUAACGAGGAAAUCGAAGGGAGAAUAAUUCUGGCCUGAUUCAUUGUUUAUGAAUGUGACACAAAAAUCCCGUUAUUGGAAUCACAGUUGUAUUUAUUAUUAGUAUUACUUCAGUUAGUACAAGAAGACUCGUUGUCGGAGAAAUAGCAAAUAAGUCGUCUACACAAGGAAUAUUUACAAUUGCUGUUACAGUAAAUAGUGCACUACAAUUAAUUAUUACGAAAAUGGGCAACAAUUAUUUGGUCUUAUUUUGUCUCAUCGUUGUAAUUUCGUGUGAAUACGGCGUGGCUGGAGGAAACUUGGGAAGAAGAAAUUUUACACAAUCAGUAGUGUCACCAACUCAAGAACCGUGUUAUCGAUGUAGAUUUCUCAUCUUGCAAUUUGUGUCCGCUGUGUGUCCAAGGUUGAGAGGGGCGAAAAUUAAUGUCGACCAACUUGACGACAUAGUAGCGUCGGAUCCUAAAAUUAAGAACAUGCUGAAUAAUAUUGACAGCAUGGGAGGAAACGCUGUGUUUUGGAUGAAUUUAGCCGAAAGGUCGAAACAGGCCAAAGUUUUUAUCAGAUGCCCACAACCGGUGAGGAAUGCAGACAAACCCAAGUUGAGAUUCAAUACUAAUGGAACGUUUAAAAUUGUUAACUUUGCCGAUUUACAUUACGGAGAAUAUCAAGGUUUACCUCUGGGUAAAGAACAAGAUAACAACUCUACGCGUGUAAUGCAGACAAUAUUACGGAUCGAGAGACCAGACUUUGUAGUUCUCACGGGAGACUUGAUAACUGGAGAAUUCGUGUUUUACAACCCGGAAUUUUAUCUCCGAAAAGUCUUCAAUACUUUGGAGGAGAGAGGAUUCAGGUGGGCAUCAACUUAUGGCAACCACGACAAUGGAUUCACCUCCACGAGAGAAAGUAUUUUCGCCGUGGAGUCAACUUUCUCCAACUCAUACACCCAAACCGACGGGACGGAUGACUUGGCCGGGUUGACCAACUACUAUUUGCUCGUGUACUCCUCUAACGCAACAAGUAAUGUGACCAACGAGGUCGAAACACCCGUCUUAAUUAUGUGGUUCUUCGACUCUCGAGGUGGCUUUGACAUGUAUGGACUCAAGCCGGCCAAUGUGGAUGAGACGGUGGUUAAUUGGUUCAAAGUUGAAAAUGCCAAGAUGAAAAAAAAAUGGGGAAUUGUGCCUGCUUUGGCGUUCUUUCACAUUCCCACCCGACAAUAUCGGGCAAUUCAAGCCACAAUUUCAAUUAGAAGCGACUGUGUCGGACUGGUUGAUGAAGCAGUUGUAACUCAAGAUCGUGAGACUGGAUUGAUGGAUGCUCUCGUUAAUUCGGACACCGUUAUGACAACCUUUGUUGGACAUGACCACGAUAAUUCCUGGUGCUGUAACCAUAAAAAGAUGCAAAUUUGCUACAACAGGCACAGCGGAUACGGAGGAUACGGAAACUGGGCACGAGGUGCGCGAGUGGUCAAUCUUAAAGAAGAAGAUAUCACACAUCGACUAAACUAUGUACGCUUGGAGAACGGUACAAUUAUUGAUGCUUUCCCGAAGGGGAGUGAAUCAACUUUUAAGCUAUAAUUCUCAUCCGCCGAUUAAAAUAAAUUCUUGCAUUUUAAGUA
Folsomia candida is the source of this 1674-nucleotide messenger RNA. RefSeq names its product probable inactive purple acid phosphatase 16. Gene Ontology annotation, molecular function: hydrolase activity, acting on ester bonds. NCBI's taxonomy places the organism in Eukaryota, Metazoa, Arthropoda, Collembola, Entomobryomorpha, Isotomidae. The transcript has 8 exons. The record is from RefSeq and is a predicted model, not a curated record. Gene Ontology annotation, cellular component: cytoplasm. The coding region runs from base 281 to 1633 and encodes 450 amino acids.